Messenger RNA from Calidris pugnax (ruff), 7094 nucleotides. RefSeq names its product ubiquitin protein ligase E3C (gene UBE3C). The record is from RefSeq and is a predicted model, not a curated record. The transcript is spliced from 23 exons. NCBI's taxonomy places the organism in Eukaryota, Metazoa, Chordata, Aves, Charadriiformes, Scolopacidae. Bases 131 to 3385 code for a protein of 1084 amino acids. Gene Ontology annotation, biological process: protein polyubiquitination; ubiquitin-dependent protein catabolic process. Gene Ontology annotation, molecular function: protein binding; ubiquitin protein ligase activity.
GGCCGCGGGCUGCCAGCCCGGGGAGGGGGGAGCGUGUGCCUCCCCGGGGCCGGCGGCGGCCCCUCCGCUCGCCUCUGCCGGGGUGAGCUCGGGGGGCCGGACCCCGCUCUAGAUGGGAUAAGCUGUAAACAUGUUUAGCUUUGAAGGGGAUUUCAAAACAAGGCCCAAGGUGUCUCUCGGAGGAGCGAGUAGGAAGGAAGAAAAAGCUUCUCUCCUGCAUCGUACUCAGGAAGAAAGGAGAAAACGAGAGGAAGAAAGGCGGAGGCUGAAAAAUGCAAUAAUAAUCCAGUCAUUUGUAAGAGGGUACAGAGAUAGAAAACAUCAAUACUCUAUCCAAAGAAGUGAAUUUGAUCGUUGUGCUAAUUUGGCCCAAUCUGGAGGAACCUUUUCCACCGCUAAUGGAGCGAAUUUGACUCUCUUAGUUCGUCAGUUGCUCUUUUUCUAUAGACAGAAUGAAGAUUCUAAGCGUUUGGUAUGGAUGUGUCAGAAUUUAAUUAAACAAAGUUCUCAGUUUGUUAAGCAAUUGGAUGGUCCAGACAGACUUACUUGCUUAUUCCAAAUAAAAAGACUGUUGGGGCUGUGUUGCAGGCUAUUGCAAAAUUGCAAUGACGACAGUCUGAAUGUUGCACUUCCUAUGAGAAUGCUUGAGGUAUUUUCAUCUGAGAAUACGUAUUUGCCUGUUUUACAAGAUGUCAGCUAUGUGACAUCAUUAAUUGAACAAAUUUUGCACUACAUGAUUCAAAAAGGCUACUACAAGUCGCUUUAUUUGUUAAUUAACAAUAAGCUUCCCUCAAGUAUUGAGUAUUCUGAUGUUUCUCGAGUCCCUAUUGCAAAAAUACUUCUGGAGAAUGUUCUGAAGCCAUUGCACUUUACAUAUAGCUCCUGUCCAGAAGGUGCAAGGCAGCAGAUUUUUGCAGCCUUCACAGAGGAGUUUCUGGCAGCACCUUUUACGGAUCAGAUAUUCCAUUUCAUCAUUCCAGCGCUUGCUGAUGUGCAGACCAUUUUCCCAUAUGAACUCUUUCUGAAUGCACUAUUAUUAGCAGAAAGUGGAUGUUCAAGAAGAAGUGAUCAAGCCCCAUGGCUUUUUUACUUUGUGUUAACAGUUGGAGAAACGUACUUAGGAUCCCUUUCAGAGGAAGGACUUCUUGUGUAUCUGAGAGUACUCCAGACUUUCCUCUCUCAGCUGCCUGUGUCUGCUGCUGGUACAAAUUGUCAAGAUGCAAACAGUGAUUCUGAAGAUGAGGAUGAAGAGAUCAGUAAAAUGACAACUACACCGGGUGAUGGGAGAAUAUCAGUUCAGUAUAUAACUGAGGAGUGUCUAAAGAAAUUGGAUACAAAGCAGCAAACAAACACUCUACUGAAUAUGGUUUGGAGAGAUUCAGCUAGUGAAGAGGUCUUUACCUUGAUGGCAUCAAUCUGCCACACACUAAUGGUACAACACCGAAUGAUGGUGCCAAAAGUCAGGCUUCUUUAUAGUCUAGCCUUUAAUGCCAGAUUCCUGAGGCAUCUUUGGUAUUUGAUAUCUUCAAUGACUACACGAAUGAUUACAGGGUCAAUGGUGCCACUCCUUCAAGUGAUUUCAAGAGGCUCUCCAAUGUCUUUAGAAGACUCUAGUCGAAUUAUCCCUCUCUUCUACCUUUUUAGUUCUUUAUUUAGUCAUUCACUUAUUUCUAUUCAUGAUAAUGAAUUCUUUGGUGAUCCAAUAGAAGUUGUAGGUCAAAGACAAUCAUCAAUGAUGCCUUUUACACUAGAAGAGCUUGUAAUAUUAUCACGCUGCCUUCGAGAUGCAUGUUUAGGAAUCAUAAAGUUGGCUUACCCAGAAACAAAACCAGAGGUUCGUGAGGAAUAUAUCGCAGCAUUUAGAAGUGUUGGAGUAACAAAAAAUACAGAAAUGCAGCAAUGUAUACAGACAGAACAAAAAAAGUGGAUUCAAUUAUUCAAGGUCAUCACAAACUUAGUGAAAAUGUUGAAAUCUAGAGAUACAAGGAGAAAUUUCUGCCCACCAAAUCACUGGCUCUCAGAACAAGAAAACAUUAAAGCAGAUAAGGUUACGCAGCUGUAUGUGCCAUCUGCUAGACACGUCUGGAGAGUCAGAAGAAUGGGAAGAAUAGGACCAUUGCAAUCUACUUUGGAUGUGGGUUUGGAACCAGCACCUCUUUCUGUAUCUGAAGAACGACAGCUUGCAAUUCUGACAGAGCUACCUUUUGUAGUUCCUUUUGAAGAAAGAGUAAAGAUUUUUCAAAGACUGAUCUAUGCUGAUAAACAAGAAGUUCAAGGAGAUGGGCCAUUUCUGGAUGGAAUUAAUGUCACUAUCAGAAGAAAUUAUAUUUAUGAAGAUGCUUAUGAUAAGCUUUCUCCCGAAAAUGAACCUGACCUAAAAAAGCGCAUUCGUGUUCACUUACUUAAUGCACAUGGUCUUGAUGAAGCCGGUAUUGAUGGUGGUGGAAUUUUCAGAGAAUUUCUGAAUGAACUACUUAAAUCAGGAUUUAACCCUAACCAGGGAUUUUUUAAGACCACCAAUGAGGGACUUCUUUACCCUAACCCUGCUGCACAGAUGCUUGUUGGAGACUCUUACGCCCGACAUUACUACUUUCUUGGAAGAAUGCUUGGGAAGGCUCUUUACGAAAAUAUGCUGGUGGAGCUGCCGUUUGCUAGUUUUUUCCUCUCAAAAUUGCUGGGGACAAGUGCUGAUGUUGACAUUCAUCAUUUAGCUUCCCUGGAUCCAGAAAUGUACAAAAAUUUGCUUUUUCUCAAGAGCUAUGAAGGGGACGUGGAAGAACUUGGACUAAACUUCACUGUGGUAAAUAAUGACCUUGGGGAAGCACAGGUGGUUGAGCUGAAGCCCGGUGGAAAAGACAUUCCUGUUACCAGCGCCAACCGAAUCGCGUACAUCCAUCUGGUGGCAGACUACAGGUUAAACAAGCAAAUCCGACAGCAUUGCCUUGCUUUCCGUCAGGGACUGGCCAAUGUUGUGAAUCUUGAAUGGCUUCGAAUGUUUGAUCAACAGGAAAUACAGGUUCUGAUUUCUGGUGCCCAGGUUCCCAUUAGUUUGGAUGACCUUAAAUCUUUCACAAACUAUUCAGGUGGCUACACAGCAGACCAUCCUGUAAUUAAAAUAUUCUGGAGAGUUGUAGAAAGCUUCACUGAUGAAGAGAAACGCAAAUUACUGAAGUUUGUAACAAGCUGCUCUCGACCACCUCUUCUGGGGUUUAAGGAGCUGUAUCCUGCAUUUUGCAUUCACAAUGGAGGAUCUGAUUUAGACAGGCUGCCUACUGCCAGUACCUGCAUGAACUUGCUGAAGCUUCCCGAGUUUUAUGAUGAAAAUCUUAUGCGAAGCAAACUUCUUUAUGCCAUUGAAUGUGCUGCUGGAUUUGAACUGAGCUGAGUCGAACUGAUGCUCGUUUGGAUGAUCUGCAGAGGAACUAACCAGUGCCUACUCUACAAGCAGCACCCAAACCCAAGCAGUUUUAAGGGAAUUCUGUCUAGAUUUCUGCAGCUCUUGUGUCUUAUCAAAUGUCCUCAAAUAGGUUUCAUUUUUAAACACGAUUUCUUAGUUAGCUUUCAUUAAUUAAUAUUACAUUGACACUGCUUUAUGAUUCAAAAAAAUGAAUGCCGUGUGCAGUGUGGUUGUUUUCUGUGUUUAUGUGAAGAAAGAGGACAUUUAAAGAACAGUGACAUCUCAGUGAAAUGAACCAAAGAUGAAGCUUUGGCUUUGUGCUGUUCAAACAUAAAUAAUUUCACAAACUGGCAAUAAAGUUGUGUACCGUGCAGCACAUUGGGACAAGACAGGGCUAACAUCCUGUAAUUAAUCUUUUAGAUGGAAGCGAAGCAGAUGUUUGCAGAUAUCCCAGAACUGAGAGGAUGAAAAUGCUCAUUACCGAUAACCUGACAUCUUUACUUACGUUGUAGAAUUGUUUACAAAUCAUAGUUUUGCAGAACUGAUUUUGUUUUAUAUACUACCUUCCCUCAAGAUGGUAGGCACUGAGAUAAAACAUUUAUAAUAUUCCAUUUGUGCUUUCUGAAAUACCUUGGAGAAAUCGGAUUUGCAUUAUUUUAAGUUCAAUCUUUGGCUGCGUCAUUACCACUUGAACACUGUCGUAAAUGGAUGUGACUAUCCAUAUUUCCUCUCUUCUGUUUCUCUCUUUUGUGCCUGUACAGAGUUUUUUUUUUUGUUGUUUUUUUUCAAUGUAUCAGACUCCUAUUGCAUAAACAGUACAUACAAAAGUCAUCACUUUGGAAAAAUAUACAUGUAACAACUAUUAAAAUUAUUUGAACCAAAGUUAUCAGGCUUUAUCUUUUAUAUUUGAAGCCUGUGGUGUUCACAUUCCCUUCCCCUGUCAUUUCUUUUCAUCUUAAAUGCCAUAUCUGUGCCGUAGACACUAGUCCCAUCUUUUUUUUUGUGAUUAAACAGCUUCUAUAUCCAUCUGCCUGCGGUAUUUCUGCUAAGAAAAAGUAGGUGGGGAUAUGCUGCUUAAUAUAAUUCGAUAUAUGAGAAAAACAAUUGCUUUCAUUUGGAAGGAACUGAUCCUCUAGUAGUAGGCACAUUGUUGGGUAUUCGUAUGCAAACUGCAGUCAGUUUUAAAAAGGAACUAUAGUUCAAACUGUUCAGAUUCAUAAGUGCAUCCCUCUGAACCUUAGUUUUAUAUUUUAAAUCAUCAAAAGUUACAAUCAAAUUUGUAUUCAUCUCUUAUGCAAAAAAAUAUUUUGCUGUUACUGGAAACUCUGUUGGAUUUAAUAUUUAAUAAGCAGUAACCAGCAAUAUCCUUUUAAAGGUGGGGAAACCGAGUGAUUUUGAGAUGUUUACUAGUAACCGUAUAAAAAUGUAUAAUUUCUUAAUUUGAGUAAUAAAUGAAGUGUUAAAAUGCUAUUUGUAGUCGUGAUGUACAGAAAUAAAACGAUUGGUUUUCUUUUUGGUUUUGCUUUAGGCUUUUUAUUUAUGUUAAAUAUUACAUACCCAACCUAUUCUUUAUCCCCAAAUUCUUUUCUUGUAUAUUUUUCUACAUAAAUUAUGGAACUUGUAAAGAAGUUGAAAAAGAGAUCAGUAAUAGUGGAAUUGCCUCCUCUAAUUGCAAAACCUGAACACUUCUUUUAGAUAGCAUUAUUUAUUUUAGAACCUAAUGCUUUAAAUAUUUUGAAAUUAUUUUUCGAUCCCGUUAUUUUGCUACACUGUGGGUAGUGUUGUAUCUGUAUUUUGUAAAAUUAAAUUUCCUAUUGAAUAUUUGUAUUUUGAAGAUCGUGUUGGGAGUCAUGCCCAGUAGCCGUGGCUGGUAAAGCAGGCUUUCUGCUUGGGGAAAAGGAGACGGUGAACACUGUUCCUGCCCGUCGCCGGCAUCCGAGUUGCAGAUACAGGUGUAGUCAUGUAAGAAAACUUCAGAAGAGAAUUUGAGUUUGCUGAAAAUACUCUUGACUCUUUAUUUCUUCGGUAUAUAGAACUCGGUGAUCUUGUUUUGUAUAUUCUGUACAUUAAGUAUGAAAUUUUGCCCUACUGGAUUGUGGGGUUGCAGCUGAGAUUUCACUCUGCAGGCAGCGAGGUGCAAAUCCCUGCUGCGGCAGCUUACACCACCUGCAGUAGCCAGACUGCAAUAAGAAGAGGGUAGGGCUUUCCUUCGGCAACGGGUGCUUUGAAUUCUGACCCUCAGCUGUUUUUCUGUAGUCAGGAUGAAGCACAAAUCCCUGCUUUUCAAUGAUCUAUUGCUGGAUAUUUUAAGGAACAGGCGAUAAAGGUAUGACAAACAAUAUAGGUAUAGUUAAUCAUGUCCUGAGGAGCUAAGUGGUCUAAACGACCUCUUUUAGCUCUUAUGUAGCAAGAAUUGUUUAUAUAUGAAAAUGGAUUUUCUGUUUUUUAAAAGCAGGGUGAACUCUCUCCCAGUUGUGAUGCUCCCGGAGUUUAGGUAGGCAGAGGCAGGCAGCACUCUGCAGUGCAAGGAACCCAAAAUGUUACUCUAGAUUUUGAUCCAUCAAAAUUACGGCUGUAAUAAUUAGGGUUUGGAGUUGUUUUCUGUGCAGGACAACCCUUCCUUAAAGUCAGUUUCUGUGCUUCAGUGUUUUGUCCUCCUAGGUCAGUACUUGCUUUUUGAAAAGUGACAGCAUUUUCUGUUUGGUUUUUGUUUUCGAAUAAUUUUGUUUUAUAAUUCUGUAAAUGGUUUUAAAAACAUUUUUGUUAAGGUUUAUCUUUAUGAUGGAAGAGAUCACAAAAUCUUCAUCUCUCCAAAGUUAAAAGGCAUAAAAAGCGGAAUAAAAAAACCCCCCAAAUUAGCAGUUGGUCUGUUUAUCUCAGUGAGAAUUUUUCCAGAUGUGGGUUUAGUCCUACAUGAGCUGGAUUAAAAGAAACCACAAACCAAACCAGAAAUGACUGGCCUCGUUCCUCAGUCUCAGUUGUCUUCCAUCAUGGCCCUGAAAGCCAGACUUGUAUAAAUUUCACAAAACUCACUCGUGAUUUUUAGGGAGAAUUUAUGUCUACAAAAGAGGAAAGAUUUGGCUCUAAGUUCCACGUGUAAACACUGAGCCAAUAGAAGUUUGCUUUGAACAACAAGGAGAUCUUCAGUUAUUUUUGACUGGGGUGCUCCAUAAUUUAAAAAAAAUGAGCUUCCUGAUGCUACUAGUAGCAAUGUGGACUGUUUUUUUGGCAUCACUUGAGUAAUCUAGCACAAGAUCCUAAUUUGAUCUAUAAAGGGGUUUGGAAUUCACAGAAAAGACUCCACGGAGUGCAGUGAGCUCAUGCUAAAUUUCAGUUUAACCCAAAAGCUAUUUGUUAAAUGCCAGUGAGACAGCACAUACUCUUUUUCACCACUGAAAAACAGUACAGCACAGAAGCAAAAAGGAAAAAACAAGAGAGCUGUUUUUCUUGGAAUGUUUUGUUGGAGCUGUAAUUUUAUUUGUAUUUAUAAUUAUAUGCAAAAACUUUAAAACAUUUGCUCAUAUACAUGGAUCUGUGUUAAUAAUGGUUUGUGAUGUAAAUGCUUGUUACUAUUUUUUUUCAUGAUGCUUUGCCUGUCAGUGAAGGCGAGAAGAAAUGGUCUGUAAAACUGAUCAGGAUAUCUAUAUUUUUAUUGACUUCUGCUUUUGUGAAUAAAAUAAUUUGAGUUUUCUUGAAA